AUAUUUCAUCGCUCACACAAAGUCACGUGAUCAAAUAUCGUCUGCAAGAGGUUAAAGAAAAAAAUAUAAGCACGCAACUCAAAAAUCACAAACAUCAACAAGUGUUUAUUGGAAAAUAUCACACAAAUCUGUUGUCGGCUGCAUCUAUCCCAGAGAGAUGUUUGGAAUCAUUUUCCUGGUUUCAUUGGACAUUACUUUGGCCAUCACCUCCGGAGAAGAGAGCGCCUUCCAAUGUGCAAUGACGAUAUGUAACCGAGGGAAGGCGGAUCUAUCGCCCCUCCAUUGUCAGAGUGGCACUAUGCUGAUCAAAGAGGUCACAGAUGUAAUGACAGGGGAAUCUAAUGCCCUCGCAUUUAAAAAUAUGCGGCGCAUGUGUAUGGGAAAACCUGACUGUCCUACUCGCAAAUUCUGUGAGCAGAGUGGAUCCAAUCUUCACGUGGUCUAUCACUGUAUUCAAGAUACUAAUAUCUCUUGCGAGGAGAAACAACAUGUAGUGAACGCUACCCAGGGCGUGGUCAGGAAUCUUGCCUACCCUUCUACCGAUACUUCAGACUGUUCCGUCAGGGUUAAAGUGCCGGACGAUUCCUAUAUCAACAUCAUCAUUCACGACAUGGAGCGGCUAGCUGCCAAUCCGGAGUGUGAUGGCGGGCUACACUUGCGCACCAGUCGGAUGUGUAAUUUCGAUGAGACUUUCCCGCAUAAAACUCUUUGUAGUUUUAGCGGGAACACGACAGUAAUCCAGGCGUGUGGUGACGUAGAUAUUAGUAUGACGCCCAGCAAGGCAGGCUUCCGGUUUUACAUCUCAUUCAUAGUGACGCCAAUAGGAGAAACACCUAAGGACAAUUACUUAGACCCGAUCUCCAACCAGUGUCCACCAGGUGCUUCAAUAGACAAAACAGUGGGCAGUUUUCCUAUCGACUCCUAUCCUGAUUCACCGCACGACAAACACCAUGAUCAGACGAUAAACAAGACUAAUACACUGGUCACCGUCCUAAGCGGCGAUUCCGUGUCAUCGGUGGACUAUACAGAACGAGCAGUGUUUUACGUGGCCUUGAUCGUUGCUGCAUUAAGUCUGACAGGACUCAUCGUGAUCACCACCAUAUGCAUAAGACGACAACAUCAGUUGAAGUAUGGCGGUGGUAUUGACAUUGCCUCUCUUAUUAGCGGACGAUCUCCCUCGCUCGAUAUGGCGGCGCUCCGCCCUCUUCCUCUGAUCUCAUCAUCCACGUCAUCACGUCGUCAUAGUUACCCUAGUAACGUCCACGCUCGUCUGGAGGAAGGUUACAGCAUUGUUGCUGAUGAGAUACCGUACUUUGGUCCUUCUGACGAGUUGAGGUCACCGGCAUAUGCAGAAGUCGAGGACAAUAUCGCUGCAUCGUUAUCCGAGAGGAGUUCCGAAAGGUUUCCAUUUGGAUUACCUGGAACGAACCUCUUGACCACGGAAAGAAAAUCUGUAGAAAAUGUAUAUUCUGACUUGAAUGAUAGAAAUGUAUAUCAUGAAAUUUCAGACGAUUUAAUUCGAACAGAGAAUGUGUAUGUUCCAAGUCAAAUACCGCCGAUGACUUUAUCAAUAUUUACGGGAAAAAGGAAUAUAAAUAAAGCUAAAAAUAAAAGUUUACAAUCUAUAGGUAAGCAAGACUCUGAAGAGACAUACAUACUGUGUCAAACGCCAGAGAGGGAAGUAUCGCCCUCAAUGGAAUCCAAAAAAUCUGAAUCCGAUGGAAGCUUGAAUACAGAAGAAAAUGACUCAUAUGAAAUAUACCAGUCAGUAGAUGUGUGAGUGAUGGAGAGAGAUUCAUUAUAAUUGUAUUGUAUUUGUUAAAUAUUUGGAUUAAAUAAAAGAUUCUAUCCUU
Ostrea edulis (European flat oyster) is the source of this 1853-nucleotide messenger RNA. RefSeq lists its product as uncharacterized. The record is from RefSeq and is a predicted model, not a curated record. Lineage: Eukaryota; Metazoa; Mollusca; Bivalvia; Ostreida; Ostreidae. The coding region runs from base 158 to 1780 and encodes 540 amino acids. The transcript is spliced from 8 exons.